AAACUACCAACGGCACACCGCCAGGGUUUCCAUGCAGGCGCUGGCCCAUGAAUUCAACGGCAAUCGUCGCGUCGUCGUUCGACAGAGGUCGUUGCAAGGGCGGGGGCUGCAGCUCUUUCACGCCACGUCCGUGACCGCCGCGGGCAUCCUCGACGCGUUUGAGAUCCAAGUUCAAGUUGGGCAGAGCGGCGACGCCGUCGUGUCCAAGCCACUUCAAGUGGCGUCCUACUUGACCGUGAGCAACGUCAAAGUGCUGAUUUUCAAAGAGUUUGGGAUUCUCUACGAAGAGCAAAUAUUGUUUCACCGCACCGUGCUCCUCGAAGACAACUUGGAGCUGGCCCAAUGCAACAUUCACCACGGAUCCACACUCUACGUCGUGCAGAAGAAGCGAUACCGCAGCAUCGGGGCGUCGCAAAUGACAAUCAAGUCGAUUGUCCUCAACUCGGCUGCUGCCGACGGCUACAUCCUUGUCGACAUCCCCGCGCCGCUCCCACCGAUUCACGUGAUUGUGAAGCGCAUUGCGUUUGCCAUUUCGUACUUGCGGCAGCUCGACGUCAUGCAACAAUCGCAUACUCGCCACAAAAUCUGGCAAAGCGGUGCGCACAACUCGCACAACGACAACCCCCGUGCGCGUCCCCAUCCACCAUCCACCAAGCAGCACGAGAUGAAAGAAGCGUUGGCAACCUUGCGAGCGUCGCUUGUGGUCCCGUUUGAAAUGAGAACGCAAGCCGACAUCCGCGUCAUCAAAAAGUGGCUCGGCAACAUCAAGUAUUUUUCCGACGCCAACGUCCCCGACACGUCGCUAUUAGAUGUGUCGCGGCACAUUACCAUCACGACGUACCAGCCAGGGGACGUUGUGUUUCGCCAGGGGGACCCCGGCGGUGGGUUUUUCGUGAUCCUUCAGGGAAGUGUUUCGAUUGCCGGGCAUGGGGCGGGCCUCUUUGCCACCAUGAAGCGAGGCGAAUGCUUUGGGGACGUUGGUUUGUUCAAGAAUUGUACGGGGCACCGGUCCGCCAGCGCCCUUGUCAACUUUGACACGCCCGUCACCGAGUUGGCUUGCAUUUCGCGGGUAUGUACCAUGCCUCCCUGGACUCGUCGAAUGGCGCCGCGAUCCCCACGUUCGUGGCAGGAAGUGUACAGUCGUAGCAUUGGCAUGCACAAGGAAAACAUGCUGGUCGAGUACGAGAAACUCCUGUCCGAGUGCCCCCAGUUCUCGUCGUUUCCCAAGGAAACGAUGACGUUGCUCGCGUACGCGGCGCAGAGCAAGUUUGUCGACAGCGGCGGAUUCUUGUUUCACAACGGCUCGCACAUCGACCACCUGUACCUCGUCGUUCGCGGCGAAUUCCGCGUGACGGCGUCGGCGGUCGUGUCGGUGCCACGUCCGAUCUUGGACGACGACAACGACGACGAUCUCCUCGACUACGACAACUCGAUGAUGGAGAAACGGGCCACCGUGAUGACGCUGCGUUCGGCGCCGACGCUGUUUGGACACGAAGCAUGCAUGAAGCUGAGGCAUCCACAGAGUCAGUACGACAUCGAGGCCACGAUGCCGUCCAUGUUGCUCUCGUUUUCCAAGCAUGCAUUGCGCCGAUUUGUGGUCAACCACGACGCCGCCAUGCAGGAAAUUCUCCAGGACUUUGAGCUCCGAAACCAAGACAUGGACCGCCGGUUGCAGCAAGUCGUCGCGCAUGUCGUCGCUCAAGAACCGAAACCUGACGCGGAAAUGGCAGCGAUCGAUGCGUUUUUCGCCCACACGUUGUCGAAACACGGCGAAGCGCGGUCGAUGUCGGUCGUGUCCCAAGGAUAUCCACGCAAGCUGUCGAUGCUUCGGCCAGCAGCACCACCCCAUGCCGAACCGACGCCGCCCCCACCAAGGGAAUCCACCCCCCGUGCCAAAUCCAAACAAGCUACUGGCUUCCACACGGCGUUUGCAGCCAUGUGCAAAAACCAUUUCCACGAAACGUUGCCCCAUGGCGACUUGCUCACGUACGAGCAGCAAGUCCACUACGCGACCAAGCCCACCGCGACGUUGACCACCGAAGAACAACUGACGAAAAUGAACUGCCUCAUCGAUGGGCUGCGUCGAAUCAAACCCGUCGACGUGUGUCUAGUGGAUGUGAUUCGACAUGCCGGAGGCGACCAGUAUUGCUUCAUGAAUGCGUCGUAGGAUGUAGGAGAUGCCCGGUCGAGUGCAACGAUGGGCAGUCCAACAUCGACGGAGAAAUGCAUCUUCAGUGUAUUCACGAGUUAGUCUGCGUCAUGUAUGGGCACGCGUGGGCGGUACUUGGACGAUACUUUACUUGAACAUGACGAUGAGCAAGUUGAUGAUGGGGCCGAAGAAGUACAUGAACAACACAAGCAAGAGGCAGCACAAGCAGCACAUGACGCGACGGCAGAUCUUGGGUCCAAGCAGCUCGUUGAAUACGUAGAACGGGUUCAUCGAAAACUUGAGGCGACCUGCGGGAGGCGGGCAGAACGGGCUGUUGUUUGGGUCGCUUCGGCCCGUGCCAACAGGAGUCGUCUUGGCCUUUUCCUUGGGCACGAGCUCCAUCGUGACGCAAAUGGCACCCAUGGGCUCCUUCACGUUCGUGUCGCGGUUGAGCCGUUCCAUCUUGAUCCAUGUCGAGUCGGACGGGUUGGUGUCCCAGAGCCCCGUUGACUCCUUGAUGGACCGAAUCGCGUCGUUGUUGUCGGCUUCCUUCGGGGUUUCCUUAACCUUCUUCGGGUUCUUGUCCUUGAAGAAUUGCAAAGGCGCUUUCAACUUGCACACUUCCUUGAAAUGAGGGGCCAAAUCCAACAGACCUUCCGCAAUGCAAUCGUUGGAGGAAAAAAUGUCCUUGUCCCAC
Molecule: messenger RNA, 2846 nt
Organism: Aphanomyces invadans
Lineage: Eukaryota; Oomycota; Saprolegniomycetes; Saprolegniales; Verrucalvaceae
Exons: 9
Coding region: 32-2167 (711 amino acids)
Molecular function (GO): protein binding
Source: RefSeq, a predicted model, not a curated record